Heterobasidion irregulare TC 32-1 is the source of this 1119-nucleotide messenger RNA. RefSeq names its product family 16 carbohydrate esterase. Gene Ontology annotation, molecular function: hydrolase activity, acting on ester bonds; cellulose binding. Lineage: Eukaryota; Fungi; Basidiomycota; Agaricomycetes; Russulales; Bondarzewiaceae. The coding region runs from base 1 to 1119 and encodes 372 amino acids. The record is from RefSeq and is a predicted model, not a curated record. Gene Ontology annotation, cellular component: extracellular region. Gene Ontology annotation, biological process: carbohydrate metabolic process. The transcript is spliced from 9 exons.
AUGUUGCUUUCUUUCUUUGUCUUCUCUGCAGUCUCGUUGGGUAUCUUCACUAAAGGAGUGCUUGCGCAGCAGGGUGCUUGGGCACAGUGCGGCGGUAUCGGUUGGACUGGUGGAACGACCUGCGUCGCCGGCUACGCUUGCACGUACUCGAACGACUAUUAUAGCCAGUGCGUCCCGGGCACAGGCACUACUUCCUCAUCGAUCGCGACCACAUCGACCUCUGCUACCGAACCUGCCCCUUCUAGUGUCAAGGCAAAUUACUGGUUCAGUUUUGGCGACUCUUACACGCAGACCGGGUUUAUCACUACGGAUACCCUUCCAACACCGGGAAAUCCACUCGGAAACCCACCAUAUCCUGGAUACACUGCAGUUGGUGGGGUCAACUGGAUCGACCAAGCGACAACUGUGUCGAACCACUCUCUCGUGCUAGCUUACAAUUACGCAUAUGGUGGUGCAACCAUUGAUGCAAGCUUGGUAACCCCUUACGAGCCGACGGUGCUUUCGCUUACGGACCAGGUCAACGAAUUUCUCAGUCAGGCGAAUGUGGGAACCGGUACAAAAAUCUGGACAAGUUCGAAUGCACUAUUCUCCGUAUGGAUCGGCAUCAACGAUAUCGGCAACAGCUACUAUCUUGGUGGAGAUCGAGCUGCCUUUUCUGAUACUUUAUUGAAUGCUUAUUUCGCCUUGAUCGAGAAGCUCUUGUUAGUCUGUACCACAGUCUUGUUGUAUGGUAGACUGACUUUUCUCCGAACCAGUAACACUGGCGCACGGAACUUCCUGUUCAUCAAUGUGCCUCCAGUUGAUCGCUCUCCGAUGAUGGUGGCGCAGGGCACUUCGGCGACGUCUCUCGAAAAAUCUGUUAUCGCUGGAUUCAACUCUAAACUCGCUGCACGCGUCUCAAACCUGACCUCUACGCACUCUGGAGUGAAGACAUGGCUCUGGGAUUCAAAUACAAGGUUUUCUCAGAUCCUAGACAACCCUACAGCGUUUGGAUUCGUCGACAACUCCUCAUAUGGUAACACUGGGGAUUUCUGGGGCAACAAUUAUCACCCGUCCAGCAGUGCUCAGGUUAUCUUUGGCAAUGACGUCGGGUCUUUCCUUUCGGGUUCGGUUUGGUGA